AUGUACCCGUUAAUUAUCCGUAAAACAAAAAAAUUUGCUGGACAAGACGACGAAGCAGAGGAGGAUAAAGAGGAAGAUGACGACGACGAGAACAACGACGAUGAUGGUAACGGCGAUGACGAUGACGAUGACGAUGACGAUGACGAUGAC
Messenger RNA from Enterobius vermicularis (human pinworm), 150 nucleotides. The record is from the annotation of a GenBank genome assembly. Lineage: Eukaryota; Metazoa; Nematoda; Chromadorea; Rhabditida; Oxyuridae.